ACACUGCCCCCUUCCUGCGCCGCCGGAUCACAACUACAAGAGUCAGCAACAAGAACAAACACGCCGCCCUUUUUUCUUUUUCCUCCCCUCACAAUAUCAUCGUGGGUAACUUCAAAGCGUCACAGCUCGCGUGUCUUUUUUUUGAAAAUUUAUUUAUUAUUAUAUAUUUUUUUGGUGUGUCUGUUUGUUUUGUUUUUCGACCCGGAGCGAAGUGGAUUCCUUUUAUUUCACCCACGUUACUUCCCCCACCCGGCGUGGCCGUGGAUUAUAAAAUGAUCACGUUGAGGGGCCGCUCGACUGCGCGGAUUAACGUGACGUAAUUGACGUUUGGGGCUCGUAUGAGUGACGUACAUUGGACCCCCACGUGGUCAUGUAACGUUAUUCCCGAUGUGAUAUGUAACAUGUAACGCCCGCUCGUCUGGCGUUAUUCGCGCGAUAAGUUUGUCGGCGAACAACACUUCGUCAAAGGGUUGAAAGGUCACCGGACGCCGUCCCCUCUUUUCCGGUCGUCAACACGCCAUGAGACGCUGAAGUCCUCCUUCCGUCCGCGACGCCUUUUCAUCUUUUAUCUGCCUCCGCCGCAACACACCACAAGCUCGGAGGGGGGAUGUACGAGAGCGUGGAUAUGGUGGGCAUGAGCCCCAGCUCCCACAGCCCCAGCAGUGGCUCCUUUCUGGGCAUGGACUACUAUCACAGAGCACCGGGACUGGAGCCGGAGAAAGGACUUCUUCCCGGCGUGGGAGGACUUCAAAGGCCGUUCGGGGCGUCCCUCCUGACCGCCAGGCACUGGAGCGGAUCUUGUCACUCAAUUGAAACUGAAAGCACGAGUUCUGGAGAAGACUUGCUGGUCACAAGCCCCCCGUCCCCACCGCCUCCACCACGCAUUUACAAGCCCUGCUUUGUAUGUCAGGAUAAAUCUUCUGGUUAUCAUUAUGGAGUCAGCGCCUGUGAGGGCUGCAAGGGGUUCUUUCGGAGGAGCAUUCAGAAAAACAUGGUAUACACUUGUCAUCGGGACAAAGUUUGCGUGAUAAACAAAGUGACAAGGAACCGCUGCCAGUCCUGUCGGCUGCAGAAAUGCCUGGAUGUCGGAAUGUCCAAAGAAUUGGUUCGGAAUGAUCGGACGAAGAAAAAGAAGGAAGAGAAGAGGCAGGUGGAAGUGGAAGUCUAUGUGUUGUCAGCAGACACGGAGCAGAUGAUCGAGCGAGUACGGCGCGCACAUCAGGACACGUUUCCCUCGCUUGGUCAGCUGGGAAAGUACACUACGAGCAACAGCGCCGAGCAUCGUGUCCCUCUUGACGUCAACCUUUGGGACAAGUUUAGUGAACUGUCCACCAAAUGCAUCAUCAAGACAGUGGAGUUUGCCAAGCACCUGCCCGGCUUCACUACGUUAACCAUUGCUGAUCAGAUCACUCUGCUCAAAGCCGCCUGCCUCGACAUCCUGAUAUUAAGGAUUUGUACACGCUACACCCCGGACCAGGACACCAUGACCUUCUCGGAUGGUUUGACUCUGAACCGCACUCAGAUGCACAACGCCGGCUUCGGGCCGCUGACGGACCUGGUGUUCUCCUUUGCCAGCCAGCUGCUCCCACUAGAGAUGGAUGAUGCAGAAACAGGACUACUGAGCGCCAUCUGCCUGCUAUGUGGAGAUCGUCAGGAUUUAGAGGAGUCGGACAAAGUGGAUGUUCUUCAAGAACCCCUGUUGGAAGCUUUGAAGAUCUAUGUCCGGAGGAGACGGCCUGACAAGCCCUGUAUGUUUCCGAAGAUCCUGAUGAAGAUUACUGACCUCAGAAGCAUCAGUGUGAAGGGCGCAGAGCGAGUGAUCACGCUGAAAAUGGAGAUACCGGGUUCCAUGCCGCCACUCAUCCAGGAGAUGCUGGAGAACUCUGAGGGACUGGAAGGCCAAGGCGCCGCAGGAGGAAAAGGAAGAGACAGAGUCGCUCGAGAACAGGAAGAGACCGAGCUCCCAAAUUCCCCUAACCUGUCCCCGAUCUCAGUCCUCUCUCCCAGCCGCAGUCCACCAUCGAGCUCUGGCUCUUACUCCACCUGAAGCUCCACUCCUAAAGUACCUCCACCUUGCACAGCACUGCACCAACCACACCACAGACGGAGGUGUGUCACCUGCAUUUCGUCAAUGGAGGUGUGUGCACAGCAUUACUUGGACUGUGUUGCGUUAUGGACUUGGCCUUGAAUUUAUUCUGGAAUUUGGACAUUGUUGAUGCUUAUUUGGUGCAUAUCACUUUUAAAGGGGAACUGCAAUUUUUGGGGAAUUUUGCCUAACAUUCCCAAUCCCUAUGUAAGACAAGAACACGCUUUUCUUUUUUGUAUGCAUUGUAAGUCGUAAAACACGGGAUUUACGAGGUGGCUAAUAAUGCAGCCAAUAGGAAUGCAAUAUUCCAACUAUAAAGCCCUCUAAAAACAUCCAAAAACAUCCAUUCACAUCUCGUGACCUGAAUAUUACCCAGGUAUUAGCGAUAUUGUUAUUAUAAGUGCUGACACAGACAAACUAUUUUACUUGCUACAGUAUUGACAAACUGAGCUGCUGCUUCUUCUUUUUGUUAAGCGAUCCCGACCUCUGCACAGGACUCGCAAAGAUUGUCUGCUUGACCGCAGAUAUUCGUAAGUCCUGCGGUAGUGCAGGUUAACCCCCGACACCGAGAGCACCAUCAAUGCUUGGCAAUUGCGUACAAUGUUAGGAAAAGGUUGCGCCCGUCACACACAAAAGAAUAGCCGUUGCACAUGCACAAAAUCCCUCCGUUUGCAAAGGCACCAACCUUGCUUGCCGCAGAUUUUAUCACAGACGCAGAGGCAAGAUGACCAGAAGCAGCAGGUUCCUGAGGGUUGACGUCUCCUGGGCUAUGUAGCGGCCUUAACACUGCUGGGUACCAGACCUGUCCGCCAUUGAUGGCCCUACCAGGAACCGAACAUUCCAAACGGCAUAGCCCUGACACUACCACGCUGCCACCGCCCCGACUACGCUGAGGAAGGGUUGGAGUUUUACAGGGAUGCGUCUGAGUUUGCAAAAGUAUAUCAUAAAUCAUGCCUUUUACCUGGAUAGUAGAAGGAUGUGGACAUAAACCGACAAGUUGGUCCAUUAUGACAUUAAACUUAGACCUGGAGAUGAUGAGAAACUACAAAAAAGAUGCUUGUUUUCGCCCACUUUAAAAAAAAAAAAAAAAAACCUACGUUAGGAUUACGAUUAAUUCUUCAUCUAAACGGAAAGAUAUGAACAUCCCAUCAGUUGUUAUCCCAGCAAUAGUAAGUGAUUGUUUUAUUAUUUUCAUAGGUAGCAAUAUUGCUACAUGAUGCUUAGUGUUUCACUAAAGAUGGAUCUGCUUAUCACUCAGCUUCUAAAACUCGGAGAUUAUAUUCAGGCUCAAAAAUUUAAGGUUCUGGAUCAGACCUGGCCAAUUAUUUUGACUCGGGGGCCAAAUUUACAGAAAAAAAUAUGCCUGGGGGCCGGUAUAUCUGAUUUUUAGGAACACUAAUACAAAACCUCUCAAUUAUGUCUGAUUGAAUGCUAAAAACAUUAUGACAGACUGCCUUAAAAAACAUAAUGGAAUUUUUAAUUUUUUUAUGAAGGAUAAAACACUGAAUAUUGACAACACACAUUUUACAAUCAAGUGAAACGCAACAAAAAUGCAACAAACUGUGAAAUAUGAACGCAAAGGGUACAAAAUAAACCCACCUACAAUCUGAUACAUCAUUUGCAUAAUUUCCCCCAGGGAUCAAUAAUCUAUUGUAUUCUAAUCUAUUGUAUAUAUCACUAAGCUUUAGAACUUUGUUGUGAAAAUCUCCUUCCGCGUCCGUGGAAACGCUUCCCGCUAACACUGCUUGGUGCCUCGUCUGAGCUGCUGUGACGUAGAUGACCAUAGCAACUAAUUAGAUGACCAUAGUAACUAGUAUAUCAUCCAUAAACUCACAUUCCAAGCAUUGAAAUACUUUGUAUAGUUAAAGUCUUACGGUCAUUAGAAAACAUCACUGCACAUCAUAAUGGCAGCUACACUUUCCUUCUUGAACAUCUAAAAAAAUGACUUGGGAAUGUCCGGCAGGCCGGAUUGAAAAGCUAAACGGGCCACCUGUGGCCCCCGGGCCUUACUUUGCCCAGGUUUGUUCUGGAUAAUAAUUUGUCACAAAGUAGUCCCUUUCUUUCCCAAAGUCUGCCAUGAGUAAUCCUGUUGUUGUUGUUGAAGAUAAAAAGCGAACGUUGUGAUGCUUCUGAAAUUUAUAAGCUGCCGAAAGCUUGAAAUGAGCAAAAUAUUUAAUUAGAAUAGUUUUUUAUUGCCAAGCAUGUUCCCACUUACAAGGAAUUUGUCUUGGAAUGUUGGUGCAAAAACAGCUAGCAUAAGAAAUAAGGCCAAGAUAGGCAAGAUUUAAAUAAAAUUAAAUAAGAUGGGAGGAGUAAAAGGCAAUAUCUAAAGUAGAACUUAAGGACCUCAAAUACAUAUAUAUUUACAAAAUACAUAUUUAAAUAUUACAUGUUAUGACUGGUACUAUAUAAUAUAUACUGUAUAUACUUAAAGGUGGUUUUUGGAGCAGUUCAUAGGGCGACAUUGUUAGCCGACUUCUGCUAGUGUUUAUUUACGAUUUAGAAUGCAUCAAAAAAAGAAAAACAUAUGUUCUGUCACAUAAGGAUUGUGAAUAUAAGCAAAGUUUAAAAAAAAAAAAAGUACAGUUCCCCUCUAAGCAAAUGUUGUACAUUUCAUCAAAUGUAUAUUUAUGUUGUUUAGAUUUAUGAACUAAAUAUGAGUAAUUAAUUUUUCACGUUUUAAAUCGGUCAAAAACACACCUGUGUUGACCAGCCCAAGUCCUGGUCUACCAAAUUCUUAUGCGUCCACUAACACGGUGGACCACUUUUAUCGACAUCACGUUUGAGAUCCAAAUUUGUGUUAAAAAUGGCUACGUUUAUGUUAGUAUAUUCAACCUCAUUAUUAUCAUCGCUUACAAGUGGGCCAUUUCACCGAAUCGGUGCCAUUUGCUUGUUUCUAAAUAAACUUACAUUUCUGUCCAUUUUUCAGCUGCUAAUUUCUUAAUACUAAUACAAACCCUGUUUCCAUAUGAGUUGGGAAAUUGUGUUAGAUGUAAAUAUAAACAGAAUACAACAAUUUUCAAAUCAUUUUCAACCCAUAUUCAGUUGAAUAUGCUACAAAGACAACAUAUUUGAUGUUCAAACUGAUAAAAAAAAAAAAGAAUUCAAAUAAUCAUUCACUUUAGAAUUUGAUGCCAGCAACAUGUGACAAAGAAUUUGGGAAAGGUGGCAAUAAAUACUGAUUAAGUUGAGGAAUGCUCAUCAAACACUUAUUUUGGAACAUCCCACAGGUGUGCAGGCUAAUUGGGAACAGUUGGGUGCCAUAAUUGGGUGUAACAGCAGCUUCCAUGAAAUGCUAAGUAAUUCACAAACAAGGAUGGGGCGAGGGUCACCAAUUUGUAAGCAAAUUGUUAAACAGUUUUACAACAACAUUUCUCAACAAGCUAUUGCAAGGAAUUUAGGGAUUUUACCAUCUGCGGUCCGUAAAAUCAUCACAAAGUUCAGAGAAUCUGGAGAAAUCACUGCACGUAAGCGAUGAUAUUAUGGACAUUUGACCCCUCAGGCGGUACUGCAUCAAAAACCGACAUCCGUGUGUAAAGGAUAUCACCACAUGGGCCCAGGAACACUUUAUAAAACCACUGUCAGUAACUACAGUUGGUCGCUACAUCUGUAAGUGCAAGUUAAAACUCUACUAUGCAAAGCGAAAGCCAUUUAUCAACAACACCCAGGAACGCCGCCGGCUUCGCUGGGCCCGAGCUCAUCUAAGAUGGACUGAUGCAAGGUAGAAAAGUGUUCUGGAGGAAAAUAACCAUCCGGAUUGUUAUAGGAGCAAAGUUCAAAAGCCAACAUCUGUGAUGGUAUGGGGGUGUAUUAGUGCUCAAGGCAUGGGUAACUUACACAUCUGUGAAGGCACCAUUAAUGCUGAAUGGUCCAUACAGGUUUUGGAGCAACAUAUGUUGUCAUCCAAGCAACGUUAUCAUGGACGCCCCUGCUUAUUUCAGCAAAACAAUGCCAAGCCACGUGUUACAACAGCGUGGCUUUGUAGUAAAAGAGUGCGGGUACUUUCCUGGCCCGCCUGCAGUCCAGACAUGUCUUCCAUCGAAAAUGUGUGGCGCAUUAUGAAGCGUAAAAUACGGCAACAAGACCCCGGACUGUACAUCAAGCAAGAAUGGUAAAUGAUUCCACUUUCAAAGCUUCAACAAUUAGUUUCCUCAGUUCCAAAACUUUUAUUGAGUGUUGUUAAAAGAAAAGGUGAUGUAACACAGUGGUGAACAUGCCCUUUCCCAACUACUUUGGCAGGUGUUGCAGCCAUGAAAUUCUAAGUUAAUUAUUAUUUGCACAAAAAAAAAGUUUGAGUUUGAACAUCAAAUAUCUUUGUAGUGCAUUCAACUUAAUAUGGGUUGAAAAGGAUUUGCUAAUCAUUGUAUUCCGUUUAUAUUUACAUUCAACACAAUUUCCCAACUCAUAUGGAAACGGGGUUUGUAAUAUAAUGUUGAGCUUGCGACUUCAUUAUUGUACAAGCUUUUUUCUUGGCCAAAGAUGACUCAUUUGAGUAACAGGAGGGAGUUUUAGGAAUAGAAUUCACAAACACAUGUAUGGCAUUUAUGCUGACAUUAGUCAUUCAACAAAAUGUAUUUUAAAAACCAGUAACAACAGUAUUUUAGGUAACAGGAUUUGUACUGCUACUGAGAUUUUAACAACUCUCCCCCUUGAUGGAAAAUGAGUGAAUUUACCUUCCCUUGGUCUCAGAAGUGUUUUCAUGCACUCUCAUCUCAUCAUCGACUAUCGACAUAAACCACCCUUCUCGAUCGGAAUGUUUACAUUAAGCAUUUUUAUUCCGGUUAGGCUUUUAAUCCAAUUAAUUGUGUCCAUGUGAACAUAGCUAGUGAUGCAACUUUCUAAGGAUAUUCCACAUUUUUUAGUGGGUUACAGUGAAAACUCAAAAACACACCAAAAAUGUGAAAAUAAACAAAUGUAGAAUACAUUUCUGAAGGAUUUCAAUGAUUAUAUUUCAUGUACAAUCUUCAUUUUAGGAAGCGGGGAGAGACAACACGCUAUUUGUGUCAGUGUUUAAAGUAAGGAGUUUAAUUUACAAAAGUUUAUUUUUUGACACUUAUUUAUGUAACUGAAAGUUUUGCAUUUUAUUUUUUCAGCACAAUGUGUGUAUAAAAAUUCCGUGUAGAAAAAUUGAGGUUAAAAAAAUUAAUUGUAUAAAAAUCCUGUGUGUAAAUCAAAAACUUCAGUGCGUGUUUAGAAACUCAGUGUACGAAAAUUCAGCGUAAAAAAAUUCAGUGUGUGUUUAAAAAUUCUGCGUUAAAAAUAAAGUUGUGUAUAAAUUACAUUUAAAACAAUUCAGUGCUUAAAAAAAUCAGUGUAUGUGUUUAAAAAUUCAGCCUAAAAAAAUUGUGUAAAAAUUCUAUUGAAAAUAUUUGUGCUGAAAAAUUCAGUGCAUGUUUAAAAAUAGAGCAUAAAAAAUUCUGUGUAAAACUAAAAUAAAAUAAAAAUGCUGUGCUCAAAAAUUCAUUGUGAGUGUUUAUAAUUCAGUGUAUGAAAAUCCAGCAUAAAAAAAAUGGUGUAAAACUUCAGAAAAAUUCCGUGUGUGUGUGUGUAUAAAAACUGAGUAGAAAAAUAAAAAGAUUCAGUGUGUCAAAAUUAAAUUUGAGAGAAUUUUGUGCUGAAAAAUUUGGUGUUUAAAAAUAAAAUGUAUACAUUUUCAGCAAAAAAUAAUUCAGUGUGUAAAACUACAAUUUUAAAAAAUACAACGCUGUGUUUGGAAAUUCAGCGUAAAAAAAAUUCAGUGUGUAAAAUUCAGCGUAAAAAAAUUCAUUUGUAAAAAAAAUAGUGUAUAAAAAUUCAGUGUAAAUAAUUCAGUGUGAAACUAAAAUAAAAAAAAUGCAGUGCUCAAAAAUUCAGUAUAUAAUAAUUCAGUGUAUGAAAAUCCAGCGUAAAAUAAUUCAAUGUGUAAAACAAGUUUAAAAAAAUUCAGUGUGUGUUUAAAAAUAAAGUGUAGAAAAAUUCAGCGUAAAAUAAUUCAGUGUGUAAAAAAAAAAUGCAGUGCUCAAAAAUUCAGUGUGCGUGUUUAAAAAUUCAAUGUAUGAAAAUUCAGCGUUAAAAAAUUGUGUAAAAAUUCAGUGCAUAUAUUUAAAAAUUCAGCUUAUGAGAAUUCACCGUAAAAAAAAAUUAAUUGUGUAAAAGUUCAAUUUAAAACAAUUUCUUGUUGAAAAAUUCAGUGCUUGUGUUUGAAAAUAAAGUGUAUAAAAAUUCAGUGCUCACUUCCAGUAAAUUAAGACCGAAGCAAUGAAUCCUGUCUCAGAACCAUCAGGUGUCAAAUUUGAAGUCCUGUGAACAGCAUAAAAAAGGCAGUUAAUUGGGUUACUUGGGCAUUAAUAAAACCAUCAUUAACACUUCAAUGCUGGAUUUUUUUCAAACUAUAGAAAUGAUUCAAACGGUUGAAACCCGCACUAGACUCUGAAUUUUUUUCGAUGGAUUUUUAAACACGCAUUUUACUAAAAAUAAAUUGUUCAAUGUAAAUACAAAUUUUUACAAAAUUAGAACCCAAAUUGGCCCUAGUGUGUGAAUGUGAGUGUGAAUGUUGUCUCUUUAUCUGUGUUGGCCCUGCGAUGAUUUGGCGAUUUGUCCAGGGUGUACCCCGCCUUCCGCCCGUUUGUAGCUGAGAUAGGCGCCAGCGACCCCAAAAAGGGAUUAAGCGGUAGAAAAUGGAUGGAUGGAUGGAUGGAUAGAACGCAAAAAACUCAGUUACAUACAUUCAGUGUCAAAAAAGAUUUUGUAAUGGACACAAAUUAACUUCCAUAUUUACGUCGUUUAUAAGAAUAUUUUGAAUAUUAUUUAUCAAAUAUGCAAUCAUUUCAAUGUGCAGGACACUUGGUUAAAAAAAACGUUAUCGUUACUUUAUACUUUACACAAAAGGAAGCGUUUGGGUGGAAUGGCCAAACUGUCGUCCCGACUUGCAAGCAGUGACUUCCUGUUCAGUGCGAAGUAAGCAUCAAAAUAAAAGCAUGGAAUUUUUAUCCUGAAACGAACCAAAUGCACCUUUUUAUUUUCUGAUAUUGCCAUCCGCUGGAAAGAAAAAUUUGCGCAUGUACCAAAUGUCAACACAAACGGGCUUUAUGACGGAUUAUCUCCCCGUGUAGACGAUAACCCUCUUAUGCAUUUUCUCUGAUGAGAAGCCAUGUGCGUUAUGCAAAAUCCAUAUGUGUGUAUAUAUAUAUAUAUAUAUAUAUAUAUAUAGUAAGUACAAGAUGCUGUGACAGAUAGACUGUGAUAGAAGAUAUUUUCCUAAAUCCACAUUGUGUCUCCUCAAAGUAACACUGCCAAGAGUUCUUCCAAGGAUAGACACACAACCUCACGCUGUGGAAAAAUCUAUUUUCCAAGCUCACAAAAAUGAAAGAAAAAGAAAAAAAGCCGAUCCUGUGAGACUUUGUACAGUAGCGUAUGUUGGAAAGCUACACGGGUCAUGACUGAUACUGCGAGUGCAUGUCUUACACAUCUGAAAAUGAAGCGUAUCGUUUGUGUAUCGCACUGCCUGACUUUGAUACUGCCUGGUACAGAUCUUUAUACAAUCCCCGGGUUUUCCCUAUUAAAGGGGACCUGGUAUUACCGCUACACACGGGAAUAUUAUCUGCUAUAAGGAAUGCAUGAUUCACUUUUUUGUAAAUAUAUCUCACACUGUACUGUCAUCUUUAAAUUCCUCCCCCCUCUUCUAAAAUAAACCUUGUUUUUUUGUUAGUACUCUGUUCAAAAAGGUCCGUAGGAAACCCGACACAAUGCAUAAGAAGGUUGCUGAAAAUUGAAAUAUUCCCCCAAAACAUGUUUUAUAGAGAAUAUGUAGUUUUACAUGCAAUGAAAAAAACAUAAAUGGUGAAUGAAAUGGAUAAAAAUACAAGUUCUGUAUUGAAUUCACUGGUGUUUCUUCAUCGUCUUUAUCAAAGUGCUGACGCACACAUUUUCCGUAAUUUGCAGUCGUACUCAAUAAAAAAAAAAAAGCACAGAUUGAGUCACCAA
Nerophis ophidion (straightnose pipefish) is the source of this 10048-nucleotide messenger RNA. Its product is annotated as retinoic acid receptor alpha-A-like. The record is from RefSeq and is a predicted model, not a curated record. Lineage: Eukaryota; Metazoa; Chordata; Actinopteri; Syngnathiformes; Syngnathidae. The transcript has 9 exons. Bases 608 to 2047 code for a protein of 479 amino acids. Gene Ontology annotation, biological process: regulation of transcription by RNA polymerase II; cellular response to corticotropin-releasing hormone stimulus; retinoic acid receptor signaling pathway. Gene Ontology annotation, cellular component: transcription regulator complex; nucleus. Gene Ontology annotation, molecular function: zinc ion binding; RNA polymerase II cis-regulatory region sequence-specific DNA binding; nuclear glucocorticoid receptor binding.